This is a messenger RNA of Arabidopsis thaliana (thale cress), 1184 nucleotides long. RefSeq names its product Cysteine proteinases superfamily protein. The record is from RefSeq and is marked reviewed. Gene Ontology annotation, molecular function: cysteine-type peptidase activity; deNEDDylase activity. The coding region runs from base 261 to 941 and encodes 226 amino acids. Gene Ontology annotation, biological process: proteolysis. The transcript has 2 exons. NCBI's taxonomy places the organism in Eukaryota, Viridiplantae, Streptophyta, Magnoliopsida, Brassicales, Brassicaceae.
GACGAAUGACGACUGUGAAUAGAAGAUACUGAUACGAACGAAACUUCGGCCCACAUUGGGUUUAUGGGCCCAAUAUAAUAUAUAUACGAUUCAUUUUCUUCUCGCAGUUUGUUUUCUCCUCUUGUUGCUGGGUUCUCUUCUCGCUAAAAACCCAGAUUGCAGCAGUUUUGUCAAGUGGCGGAUUACUGGAGUAGCAAGCAGAAUCUUUCAGAGUUUCUGGAUUCUCCGGUGUAGCCAGUUGAAGCUUAUCAGUAUACGCUAUGGGAAAUACUUCUGAUGACGACAAGAUCCUCAGCUAUGAAGAUGUUGUCCUCAGGAGAUCAGAUUUGGACAUCCUAAACGGACCCAUUUUUCUAAACGAUCGUGUUAUCGAGUUCUACCUUAGCUUCUUAUCCACGGUUCACAGUUCCACUACCAUCUCGCUAAUCCCUCCCUCCAUUGCUUUCUGGAUCUCAAACUGCCCGGACACCGAAUACCUCAAAGAUUUCAUGAAACCACUUAAUUUGCGCGACAAAGACCUCCUGAUACUCCCUGUAAACGACAAUUCAAAUGUCGAGGUAGCAGAAGGCGGAUUACAUUGGAGCUUACUCGUGUACUACAAAGAGGCCAACACGUUUGUCCAUCACGAUAGCUACAUGGGAGUGAAUAGAUGGAGCGCGAAACAGCUCUUCAAGGCGGUUUCUCCGUUUGUGUCUAAUGGAGAUGCAUCAUACAAGGAAUGCACUGAUACACCACAGCAAAAGAAUGGGUACGACUGCGGUGUUUUCCUUCUUGCUACCGCUCGGGUAAUAUGUGAAUGGUUCAGCUCUGGAGGAAUGAAGAACCGGGAUGAGCUGUGGUUUGCUAAUGUGAAGGAGACUGUACCAGAUCUGGUUAACCAUCUGAGAGAAGAGAUUUUGGCGCUGAUCAAGAAGUUGAUGUCUGAGAGUGUGAGUAAGUGAGAGAUGGUUAUUGAACGUGGUUAGAUAUUCCGGUUGGAUGAUUUUAACUGUUUUCCGGAACUUCAAACAGUUGAUAUUUUAACCGGUUGUUGAAAUCAACUGUUUUACUCUAUUUUAACUGGUAAAGUCAGAACAAGACUACUAUUUGAGCCCAUUGUUUUGGUGAGUCUAGGCCCAAUUUCGUUCAGUGUAAUAAAGUUAAUAUAUAGGCCCACGAACAAGUGACGCGCAUCUACGUCAUGA